This is a messenger RNA of Menidia menidia (Atlantic silverside), 4089 nucleotides long. Lineage: Eukaryota; Metazoa; Chordata; Actinopteri; Atheriniformes; Atherinopsidae. The record is from the annotation of a GenBank genome assembly.
AUGAGCUGCCCCCGGCUCCCCGCGCUGCCCGCGUCCUGGCCGCUCGCGGAGCGUGUGAUCCGGGGGGGCGGCUGCCCGCCGCGGGGCAGGAUGGUGCGCGUCGCCAGCGCGCUGGGACUCAUCAUCUUCAGCGUGGCGCUGCUCAUCCUGUCGCUCAUCAGCUACGUGUCCAUCAAGAAGGACUUCCUGCUCGGAACGCCCAGAUACGGAGCCAACGGGGGGCCCAGGGGGACCUACAUGUUCCACGCCGGGUUUCGUGAGAGGCCGCCUCGCAAACCCGACCUGAGCUCCCAGCUGGCCAUGAAAUAUCUGGACCCAGCUUUUACCCCUCUGACCAAUGCGCUGAGCGAGGAUCUGCAGAACUCCUCCAAGUGGAGGUACAACAGCUCUGCCUUUGGACAGCUGAGGAGUGAGAUAGCUCAGUACAUCGACAUCCCCCACAACUUCACGCUGACCCGGAGCUCGGUCAGGGUGGGCCAGCUGAUGCACUACGACUACUCCAGCCACAAGUACGUCUACUCCAUCGGGGAGAACUUCCGCUCGCUGCUCCCCGAGGCCUCCCCCAUCCUCAACAAGCGCUACAACGUGUGCGCCGUGGUGGGCAACAGCGGCAUCCUCACCGGCUCGCACUGCGGGGCCCAGAUCGAGAAGUUUGACUUCGUCUUCCGCUGCAACUUUGCCCCGACGGAGAUCUUUAAGAAGGACGUUGGGCGUCGGACCAACAUGACCACUUUCAACCCCAGCAUCCUGGAGAAGUACUACAAUAACUUACUGACGGUCCAGGACAGGAACAACUUCUUCCUCAGCCUGAAGAAGCUGGAUGGGGCCAUCCUCUGGAUCCCAGCGUUUUUCUUCCACACCUCGGCCACGGUGACGAGGACACUGGUGGACUUCUUUGUGGAGCAUCGGGGGCAGCUGAAGGUCCAGCUGGCUUGGCCCGGGAACAUCAUGCAGUAUAUCAACAACUACUGGAAAACCAAACAGCUGUCGCCGAAGCGCCUCAGCACGGGCAUCCUGAUGUACACGCUGGCCUCCUCCAUGUGUGACCAGAUCCACCUGUACGGCUUCUGGCCCUUCGGCUGGGACCCCAACACGGGCAAGGAGCUGCCCUACCACUACUACGACAAACGGGGCACCAAGUUCACCACCAAGUGGCAGGAGUCCCACCAGCUGCCCGCCGAGUUCAAGCUCCUCUACAAGAUGCACACCGAGGGCCUGCUGAAGCUCAGCCUCUCCCACUGCGCGUAGGGGCCCACGUCCAGAGCUUCCAGGGGUCAGACAUUUACAGACGAAAGGCCAGAGAAGGUGCUAUACGCGGCGUUUUAGCACAAAUGAAUUCUCAACCGUAAGGCCGUUUGGAUCAAGGGGUAAAGUCUAGUCCGACAGGUCCAGAAGCGAGGAGGAACUUCUUUUUCUACUUAAAGUUCUACUUAAAGUUAAACAACAAUGAGGAGUUUUGCUUUUGAAUGGACUUUCAGGAACCUUUUUGCGCUUCAAACUUAUAUCUUUUCCCAUGAAACAGCACACACAAAUGAGUGAAUUCACUAUUUAGAAUUGAGACCAUGUUCAGGCCACUUGGAACCCUCGUUGAUGUGGUUUUGGUCACAUCUAGGGGGCACGGUGUUAUAUUGAAGCACAGUUUUUUGGUUUAAAGGUGACGCAUUUUGGGAUAACAUAUCUUAUGUUUACCAAACAAGAACGUCAGGAAUAAAGUUAUCGAAUAAUGCAUCCUGUGCCAAUCCUGUUACUAGGUCACAUUUAGUGCAUUUGUCAUUCUUGACUUUGAGAUCUUUAAGAAAAGCAGUCAUAUCAUUCAGCACAGGACUCAGAAAACAUCAGUUAGUUUCUCAUAUAUUUUUCUAAUGUUGGAUUUAUUUCAGUGACGACUACUGGGAUGUAGAAGCAGUAAUAAGCAAGAAAUCGCAGGAUUUCUCAAAUAUUUUCUGAUUUGGUGACAUGACAAAGUUAUUUCUUUACAGUUAGAGGACUAUGAAGUCUGUAAAGUCUAUGUCAGAUCCUCAUAUCUUUAUAUUUUAUUCUCAAACAGCCACGUUGACGUUGGGAUAAACCCUGAAAGAGAGAACUCUGUUUUCCUGGUAAAACGUUAGCUCAAUAAUAAUAAGCUUUGGCCUAAUGUAUAAAGGGCAAACAACAAGACUGUGAACACAGCUACUUGAAUUAACAAAAGUGCAACAGAACGCUGGUGAAGAGUGAGUUUCUUCAUGUUUUGUACGUUGGCUAGGAGCAUAGAGCGUCAUGGCGGCCAUCACUGUCAUGGCGGCUGUUAUUGACCCGGGAAUUUUCUUAUUCCAUUUAUUACAGUAAAUGCUAGCAUACGACAGCUAGACCUCCAGUCAUCGCAAAAGCACUCCAGCUAGCUAUAGAUAGGGAUAGUUACAAAACGUUUCGCAGGGAAGCUGUGAGUUAGCAACACCUGAUAACAAACAAUGUAUUUUGAUUAAAUGUAGUGUAAAAAACUAAUACAGCUUCACUCAUAUCAGUCCAUGUGUACCAUUAAUAAUUGCAUCAUUAAACAAUUGUACUUGAAGGCCUACUUCUUUUUUUUUUUACAUAAUCGUGCUGAUAAUGUGAAUGAAACAUGCUAAGAGCCUGCUCACAGUAGUGAGUUAUCAGAACAGACAGAAUGUAACCAUCAAACUAGAAAACAUUCAGUUUCCAAAGUACAUUUUGAUUUAUGCAUUCAGGAAAUGCUGUGCGUCUAACAAGGAUUCACGAGAAUGAACAACCCAUUGCAUUUUUCAAAACAACUUACAAUAAACUGCAACGGCUCGGUGAAAUUGGUGGUGGAAAAAAUGGCUCCUUUGAACAAGUUGUACAUCUUCUUAAUUAGCUUAAUUGCAGAUAUUGAGUUAAUUACUUUUAAACAUAAGAAUUAAUUAAAAAAUAAUUACUUUGAAGAAACACUUAACAAGAUAAAGAUCUGUAAAAGGUGGAAUGAAUUUAUUAAGAGAUGUACAGUACUUUUCGAGGGGAAAUUGGAAUGGCUUGGUUAAGAAGGAACUUUUUAUUUUACACCCCUGAGAAGAGGAACAAUUUUUCCGUAACAUAACACCUUUGAAUUUUCCAACACAGUCUAUAAUAUUGCACAGUAUCUGUUUUGUCUAUAAGUAGAUAUAGUCCCAGACGACAAGUUUAGUUAUAAGUUUCCUCAUGUCUCUGUUUUUACUGUCUGCUCUGUUCUGUUUCAUGUCAAUGAAGCUGAAACUGAGAGGAAUGUCAAAUUUUUCUUAGUGUUGUCUUUUUGAUUCAACAUUUCUUUCUUUAUUGAGACUGCAGAGUUGCUUAUGCUAACUGUAAAGAAAUGUACUUGAAUUAAGAAAGCUGCACAGGUUAUUUUUGACCCCAAAAAAGGUUCUUGAAUUUGCAAACCGCUUGCUUGACUAAACAAGUCGACCAUAUACUUAAUAACAGAGUGAGUUUAUUUCAGACUGAAACAUCCACCCAUGAAUAUGUCACACACUGAUGGCAUCAACAGAACCAGCAAUAGACAAGAGUGGGAGCUAGUUUUUGCCAAAAUUUUGCAAGCGUUUUUCUUAUUUCUUUUCUGAAUGUCUGUGUCAUAAUACACAUCCAAUAACUAAACUUGCUGGACAUCACCAGAAUUCGAGAGCUGUAAAGGGGUUAGAGCUUAAGCUUUCUGGCGAUAGCUAAUACAGAGUACUGACAUGCUAAUAUUGUGAUAUUGUGUUAAAGAGCAUUUUAUGGAUGAGGCAGACCUGUUUAGCACUGGACCUAAAGUGACCAUCGCAAAUGAACAUCAGUGCAAAAAAAAUGUUUGAACCGCUUUAUUAAACGUAAACGUAAUCACAAUAACCACGCCCUGUCAAACAGCCAAUGUUAUCUAGCAGGUGGCGUAGCCUAUUUCAAAAUGUUGCUUAAUAAUACGGAUUUGUGGGUUGAAAGAAAUAAUUUUGUGACAUGUUUCUGGUGAUUUUAAUAUAUCUUUUAACACAAGAAAAACCUAUCUAGAAAUUCAGCACUAACAAGACUAAUAGUUUGAUUAAUGGAUGAAUUAUAUAUAUAUAUAUGUAUUUCUAUGUACAUAUAUAGGUGUGUGUGUGUAUGUGU